Molecule: messenger RNA, 39372 nt
Organism: Podarcis lilfordi (Lilford's wall lizard)
Lineage: Eukaryota; Metazoa; Chordata; Lepidosauria; Squamata; Lacertidae
Source: the annotation of a GenBank genome assembly
AGCUGAGGCAGCAAGAGAGAGCGGGAGGGGAGGAGGGGCCGAGGAGGAGUAGGCGUGGCCGCUCGAAACCCCUCCCCUCCCGUCCCUCCUUACCCACUCGGCGCCGCGGCUUCCCCCGGACGGGCGGCGGCGGCGACCAAUGAGGUGCGCCGCGGGAGGGGCCUCUUCCCGGCAGCCAAUAGCAGGCGCGGAGCGGCGAGCUCGCGGUGAGGGGGGGGGUGAGAAGAGGGAGAGGGGCCUGCCAGCGAGAGAAGGAGCGAGGGUGGCAGAGGCGCAGCUCGGGGGGCGAGGAGGUUGGUCUCUGAGGGGGACGCGGGGCGGCGGCGGGUCGAGGGGCGGCGGGAGGGGAGGGGGCGCCCAGGCCGGGGGUCCCGGAAGGGCGGGCGGGGGGCGCCCAGCGGCCUAGGCCCCGCGGCCUGGGCUGCGCGAGGGGGGUGGCUCCCUCGCUUUGUUGUGGUGGGAGUAGGCGGUGCUGCGGCAGGGGGAGGGGAGGCCUCCUCCGGGUGGGUGGGGGAGGGGAGAAGGAGGAAGGUGAUGGUGUUGCCACCCAGCCCCUCAAAAGACCCCACUUUCCUUCGGGGGGGGGGCUUUUGAAGGGAGGAGGAUUGUUUGCUGGUACUCUGCGCCCCCCCUCUCCUCUGACCAAGCUUAGUAGGAAGGAAGCCAGCCAGGCCACACGCACCCCCUUCUAUUCAAUCAGCUUUGCCCCCCCCCGCUCUUUUUCAUUACUCCCAAGGUGGGAAACGCGCGUGGGAUCGCCGCCCCUUCUCUGCUCCGCUCCCUCCUUCCCCGUUGCGCGCGUGCGCUUCGGAGCCAGCACCCGCCGGGGGUCCUCUCCCAGCUCAAGUCAGGGGUGUGUGUUUGUGUUUGUGUGCUUUUAACUUUCCGGAGGAGCGGGGUGAACAAGUCCUCGAGCCCCACCACUUCGAAAACAAAGCAAAGCAAAGCAGCAGCAGCUGAGCGGACGUGCCUGGGAGUUGGUGGACGCGGGGAGUUUGUGCGAGCGCCGACCUCGGAAGGCGUGUUUGCUCGGAAGUAAGCCCCUGUUGCGACUUCAGGCUUUCCCCUCCCCACCCCCUGAGUAAUGUGUGCAUGAAAGGAUUACAGCCCUAGGCGCAGUUACUAAGGAGUCGGUUCCGCCGCAAGUUGAUGGGGUUUACCUCUGAGUAAACAUGGUUAGGAUUACCCACUUAUUCUUUAUCUCUCUUCCUUAGAUGCUGUUAGUUGGGUAAGAGGCAAGCAAAUUCAAGCGGCUGCAGAAUUCUGUGUUUCCUUACAACCAUGUGCGUAUUUUAAAAGGUUGCACAGAUUGACUUCUCAGUGUGCCAAGGAUUGCUGUGUACACUUUCUGUUGUUGGAGUGGAGGGAUGGAGGGAAGAGUCAGCAAAAGCCCAUCAACAUUUUUUUAGCAGUCGUGGGGGUGAAAAAGGUGAAAUUCCCCCUCCCACAAUUCUUCUUAGUAGAGAAGCAGCUGAGAAUAAAGUAUUUACUUCAAACUUGUGCUACAAAAAGCAGCAAUAUUAGGAAGGAAAUGUCCAAAAUAAGAUUUUUAGGACAGUCCUUUCUUAAUGUUGGUGUUUCUCUGUUCCCUGCACCCUUCUAGUGAACAAGCAAUAAGACUGAGAACUGUAUUUCUAACAUCUCUUCCUAAAUAGAGAAAAUGAGUUCUUUUAUCUCCAGGGUUCCAUUAAAAACAAGAUUAGGACAAGUGUUUAUACAUUCUGCAAACACAGAAGUUGAGCACUUUGCCAUUUGCACUAAUCACAAGUUGUAAAAUUGAAAGCUGAGGCUUUCUGAAACAAGGUGUGUUAAAGAGCCAACAAUAUGAUGCUGGUCACAUCUGCAGGCACACCAUAUUGUAAAAGGCAGUGUACAUGAUUUGAUGUGUAAAAGAUUGGGACUGGGGUGUGCAGCACUGUAUGCCAUGACAGUCAACAUGGGAGGCUUCUGGGAAUUGCUGGUAUUCUUGUCAAGGCUGCUGGGUCAUACACAAGUGAGUUUCUUCAGGCUAACUUACUGCUGAGUGGGUUAGAUUUGUUCUUGUAAUACAGGAAAGGCUGAUUCUGAUUGUAAAAGGUAAUGUACUUGAAGUGCAUUUCUGUUGAGCUAAGUUGUGCUCCUGAGUAAUUUGUCUGCCUUGUGCAGUACAAAGUCUUGAUUAUCAUACUAAGUAUGAGAUUAGAGGUGAGGUUGCGGCCGUGUAUUGUUGCAGGAACAGCUUGAGUAUUAUGUGCUGUGAAUUUUAAAUUUUUAUUUUUGUUAUUUAACGACUGUUGUGGUUUUACUUUUACUGUAACCUGCCUUGGAAUUGCUGUGUGGUGAAGGGCAGGAUAUAAAUAAAUCCAGUAAAUAAAAUACAGAAGUGCACGCAUUAGAAAAACACACUUAUGAGCACCUGCUGUGAUCAAGGUUGUGAACAUGUUAUGCACUCAUGUGGCAAGCAGCAAACAUCUGUUUGAAAGAAUUUAAUUUAAAUAGGCAUGCUGGGCAAAGGAGUGAGGGACGUACAGAAGAACUGAAUGACUUGCAGUGGAGUGGAAGUAAUCUUUUGAAAGUUCUGUUGUUUAAAAUGAGUUCUAAUAGCAAAAAGCAGGUGAUGUAUUGUGGUUUUACAAGGUUGCCUUAAUGUUAUUUGUAAGUUGCUAUUUGUCUUGUUACAAGUACUCACUAAGCUGUGAAGCUUUACAUUAGUUAAGUUGGAAGUACUGAACUUGGUGAGAUCGACUUUGAGCCAACAUGCAUAGAAAUGGACUACCUAGGCCUGUUAGGCAAGGUGGGCUAGUAAAUCUUUCUUUGCGCUCUAACUUUCCUAGGUAUAUUUGCAAGACAGCAUUGUCUGAAGAUGAGGUGAACUGCUUUCCCCCCAGUUUGUAAAUUUUCAUAACUUCUUCUGGAAAUUUCUGUUCUCACAAGAGUAUUGGCUUUGUGCACUCUGAAGGGCAGGAGAAUGUUUUUAAAAUAGUAUUUCACACAUUAAAAGUAUUUGACAAAUGCUUGCUUGACCUUGCAAUAACCCUGUUAAGGUACAUUGCUGAUAGUUGAAGCCUUAGUAGACUUGCCCCAGGCCAUGAGGAGAAUCUGUUUUUAAUCUGUUGUUAAUUUGGGAAUUGAGACCAGGUGUCAGCACGCUACCUAAUCCUGAGUUGCAGGAGUCAGGUGUUCCGUUAAAAUUUUUAGGUGCUCUUACUUAGCUGUCAAAAUGUGUAAGAUUCUAAUUUCAAUCUAUAUGCCUAUGUUCACUUAUUAGUCUAGAUUGAUUUGUAUUCAGGAUUGUUGGAAAUGUUUUUUCAGGAUGUCCUUAUGAGUGCCAAAAGGAUUAUACUGCAUGUUCGUAUUUGAUGCUUUUACAAAUGGAUUGGGUCAGAGCUUGCAACCUAAGGAGCUGAUUACUGCUCUCUUCAUUAGGAAAUAAUGGAUUUAGUAAAAUAAUGUGGGGAAAACAAUUCUUGUGCUUAAUUUUGUUCUAACUACAGAGAUAUCUUCUGCAUAUCUUGAUUCAAGAGAAAUACUGAGCUACCUAGACUUUUGCAAGUUUCAUCUUCACUGACUCACUCUCACAAGUAAAUGCUCAUGUGAGAGGCCUAUUUGGCUGAGCAGUAAUCAUGUCAGAGAAGGGGGCAUGUGUGAAUUUGCACCUCCUCCAAGCAGUUACUCGCAAGAGCUUAGCUAAAAUGACUCUCACUUCAGUAUUUGACACCUGUGUAUUUUAAAAAGUGCUGUGGAAAGAGGAGGUUAUUAUACUAGACUUCUUACUCUGUACUUGAUGGGAAGUCUAAAUUUGCAAUCUUACCAGUACUCUUAAAUUCCUCAGAUGGCAGUUGUCUAUCCAGAGAGCUGCUUCAAUGUGAAGUUCAAUGUGAAAUUCUUAAGAUACUACAAACCCAUGCAUAUAGUCAGUACUAUUAGAAGAGAUUAUUUGGUUCUAAAUGAGAGAGAACCAUUAAGAGACAAUAGUUUGUUCUUACUGAUACAGUGAGAUUGUCCACAUUCCUUUAAAUAUGUUGUAUUUCCAAGGACAAAAAAGCCAACAACAACGGUAAUUGAGCAUUACUGUCUGCAUCUAUGGUGCAUUUAGGCACAAUACUGAACAAUCUGUAUGGGUAGUUACUGUGGUGCAUAUUUGCCACUAGUCGUUUAAUAUCCUAGUUCACAUUGCCAAGUAUCAAAGUGUUUUUUGGUAGGAAUAUUGGCAUGCCUGACUUUGGAAAUGUAGUGGUAGUUUAGUAAUGUAGCCAUAUGCUAGAGGUAUUAAACAAAUGGUGAUGGUACGUUUUCUUUCUCCCUCCCCCCCCAAAAAAAAGUUGGCACUGUGUACAGUUACAAAUAAAUCAAGGGAGUGGCUGUUGCCCUGACACAGUAGCAAUUUGAUUGUCAUUGAUGCAUCACCAGUAACAAGGGGGCAUUUGUUGUGGCUAUCUCUUGUUGGGAAACACAGCCCAAGGCAAGAAUGGCAAAGUUCUUCACUUGCAGAGCUGAUUUUGCCCAGUUAAGCUCUUUGGUGAUCCAAGACUUUGUUGUGAUGCCCAUCACUACCACCCAGUCCCAGAUUUCGGAUGAAGAGAAUCUGGAUCUCCCGCAGGCAGAAGGCUAGGGAAGAAUUGAACAGUUAGCUUGAACUAAUUUUUGCCUGGCUCAGCCUAGGCUGUUUCCUCAACAAAAUUUUGUUAAUAUGGUGGUUGGACCUUGUUAAAUGCUGUGGCAGAGGCGUGGCUUCACACCUGGUAGACACUACUUGAAGCAGGAAAUGAGACCUCUCUUUUCAUUUCCUGCCUGAAGGGGUGGCUGUCAAGUGGGGUAGGAAAGGAGAAGGCUAAAAACAAUAUUCUGCCCCAUCUGAGCUGUUGCCACCUGCUUUUCCCUUAUCUAUAGCAUAUCAAGUAAUUCUUAUGCAUAUGGAUGUGCUUUUUUGAGAUGAAAGCUCCUUACAUCACAUAAGGUGCAAUUUAUGUUCCAGUAAGUAUUCACUUGGCUGCAAAGAGGCUGUAUAGAAGUUGAGACUGUUCGGAUCUACUAGAUGGAUCACUCUGGAAAGAAGGGAAGCAGCAGUACAGGAUCUCACUAAGCAAACUUGUCAUCUGAGUAGAGUUGGGCUUUUGCCACAUUUUCUUUUGGAAGGACAGAACAUCUGUGCAACCUGUGCAGUGUAGAGUCUAGAGGAGGUGGUGGUUGUCCUUGCCAUGUUAAAUGAGGCUUCCUUGCUUCAUUGUGAGUAAUGACAUCCCUGAGCACCUGAUAACUGCUUUAAUCAUGUGUUUAGUCUAGUUUCACAACUGCAGCAGACAGCAAGGUGUGUUCACUACCCACAGUGUUAAGUGAGGGCCGCCCCUCACAUAAUACUAGAACUUCAGAUCACCAAGGAGAUUGAUUUGAAUUAGUUUUAGGACAAACUAAAGGAAGCACUUUUCCACACAGUUCAUUAUUAAAUUAUUGAGUUCCGUACCAUGGGAUGCAGUGAUGGCCCCUAAUUCACGUGACAUCUACGAGGAUUAAGAGUUAUGGUCUUUCAGUAGCUCAGUACUUAAAUAGAAGCCCCGCUGGUCGUUAGGGUUCCAAAGAAUGUUCGCAAACCGGAACACUCACGUCUGGGUUUGCAGCGUUUGGGAGCCAAAACGUUCGACUCGCAAGGCGUUUGAGAUCCAAGGUAUGACUGCACUGUAUAUCUCUUAUGAGUGUUCUCUUUACAUGCAUUCUUAAAUGUAGGCACUGUAGACAACAGAAAUGCAGUGCAAAAGGUCAGACUUGCUGUGCGUUGAGGUUAGCUGGUGUGUUGACCUGCAGAGGUAAUUCCCAUCCACCCACCCAGCAUGAGGAAUAAGCAGUUACGAAGAGAGUUGGUAAUCCAACAGCAGUUGCAGGACACCAAGUUAGCUAUCCCUGUUAUGGACUCUGGGCCUUACUGAGUUGUUCCAGGGCUCUUUUGCCAGCCUAUCCUGUGACUACAAGUAUAUUUAGCAGGCCUCUCUAUUCCAGUUAUUUGAGGGGUUUGGAGGAAGAUAGAGGCUGUGUUGGGCUGCAUUUAUCUCUGCCAUCUUAGCAGCAGUUGAUAAAUACUGAAUUUCAGGGGUGAAAACCCUCACCCUUCUCGCAAAUGGCAAUGAACAUUUGAGCCUUGUGAUGAUGGGGGGGGGGCAUCCUCUUGUGUAUUGUCACACCAAGAGGCCAGGAUGUGUUAAUAGUGUGGAAAGAGGAUAGGAUGCAGCAGGUCCUGUGAAUUGUCAUUCAUGCUGAAGGGAGGAGAGUGAGGAAUAAAUGUGAAUAGGCGAGUGGGGCCAUCUAUUGCCCUGUGAAUAGCAUGGUCAGUGCUCUUUAAAAAACUAACAAAUUCUUUAUUAUAGCACUCUGGUUCACAGAGGAAAAAAGUCUUUUAAACUGUAAGAGGUUUGCAUACAAAUGACCUUGCAAUACCAAAAAUAUAGUUUCUUUACAGUGUGAGUGUCUGGAGUUAUAGAAUGCUGACCACUUGCACCUUAGAGUGAUGCUCAUUAUUUUGAGCCAAGUUUCCAAUUAUAAUAUGCACCCUAACCUUCCCCUCUCUUAUUACCACUGAGAAGUGACUUGAGUACACCAGCUGCGACUUAUCUGCUUCUGUUUUCCCCACUAUUUCACUCCUAGUUUGCUUUGUUUUCCCACUUCUGAGAUAACUGGUUAAUGGCCAUCCUGGAAUUCUUCGCUUUGAUAAGAGAGGCACUGAGAAAUAUGGGAAAUAUGGGACACAAAGUGGUGAUAGCAUUCUGAACUUGAUAAUACAGUGUAGUGUAAGUGGAUAUUCUGUUGGCUAAAUGUGAAAAGGCAUAAGUUUUACUGUUACACUGUUGGUGAAUGAUAUAAUAAUUAUGAUAUAAUUUUACUAUGUUUUUAUAUGUGCUGUAAGCUGCCUAGGAUGGCUAGGGAAACCAGCCAGAUGGGUAAGGUAUAAACAAUAAAAUUAUUAUUAUUAUUACUAUUACUAUUAUUAUUAUUAUUUUAAAAGAAACCUUAAUGGGAGUAUCGGAAUCUAUAACCAUGUCUAGGUUCCCUCUCUUAUUUCUGGAAAAGUGGCAUCUGGAUCAAGUAUUGUCCUUUAAUCAUGUGAACAGUGCCUGUAAAUCACGCAUAGGCAAACUCGGCCCUCCAGAUGUUUUGAGACUACAAUUCCCAUCAUCGCUGACCGCUGGUCCUGUUACCUAGGGAUGAUGGGAGUUGUAGUCCCAAAACAUCUAGAGGGCCGAGUUUGCCUAUGUCUGCUGUAGAUGAAUGCAGAAAAGUUUAUACCAGGUUUUGUACACUGGGCUAUUGUUUAAACAAUUUAAGGGUUUUCAGAUGUACAUUGUAUUACCUUAUUGGACCAUGCAUGUAAAUUCUGUAAUUGGAAGCAUCCCUUUAAGGGUUUGACUUGCGAAGUGAGCUGUAAAUUCUGCUUUUCAAAUUGGAUUUAAUUACUUAUAUUCUAAAUCCACAAGACAAUACCAAAGCAUACUUUGUUAGAAUAUUUGUAAUUGUUGACCUGUUAAACUGAAUUGCUGCAAGUCAUGAGAUAGGAUUAGUUGUUCCAUGAAGUAGAAAGUAGUUGUGGUAUUUGUGAUCUCUGGUCGACUACAAGAAAUAGAGGUGCCUAAAAGUUAAAAUAAUAUUUUUUGAAGUCUGUGGAUUGAUGAGGCAAAUUGUUGACUUCAGUUGUUGGUUUGUUCUGGUUUAUAGAUACUUGAUAAGAAUGUCGUUCUGCCCCAUAAAUGACCAAGAAGUAAAAGUGAACAAAUGGUUUCUCUUUUUGACGUACGUUGUGACUAUUAUAACAAAGGCAGUUUGAACGCUUUGAGAGCACUAGUGAAACCAGUUCCCUUUUUAUGCUACUUUCUAUUUAUACCCUUCUCUUUCUACAUUUUGUGGCUGUGGUCUGCAGAUCUGCAUGAUAGUUUAAGGCCAGCUUUGAAGUACAUCAGAAAUUAUAUUUGCUUUAUUGUACAAGCCAGAGGUAGCUAACCUGUGACCCUUCGGGUGUUAAUUUUAAUUUUAUUUAUUUGUAAAAUUUACAUUGUAGGUCAGGUCUCAACAUAUAAAACUACAUAAAAUGGUAUAUUGAAAAAAAUUAUCAGCUAACAUUCAGAAUUUAAUUCUGUAUCUAACAUUCCUCCAUCUGUCCUUCUCCAGUAUUCAAAGUUCAAAAGUCCUGGUGCCAAAAACCAACUGUUGUCAGUGCCUGCCUGAAGUUGGGGAAGGAGAGGAAUCCACAAUCAGGGUUCCACCACUGAGAAGUCCUGUUUUGAGUCUUGCAGCCUGGACUUUAUUUGGUGGUGGUACAAACAAAAGGGCCUCCUCAGUGAAUUUUGGAUUGCCUUCAGGUUGGUACCUAUGUGGAAAGAGGCAAUUUUAUUAGGGGUCAAAUAACUGGGGUCAAAUAAGUGUUUAAUUUUUGUAAUACAUAGAAGAUGGAACUCCCUUGGGAGGUUCUGGGCUCACCUUCCUUUGAGGUUUCUAAGCAGAGGUUGGAUGGCCAUCUCUCAUGGAUGCUUUAGCUGAGUUUUCUACGUUGCAGGGGGUUGGACUAGAAAAAUGACCAUUUGGAUCCCUUCUAGCUCUCUCAUUUUAUGUAAAUGUAUUUUGCAUAAAUUAUAAAACUUACAGAUAAAAAAUGUUCUGUUUACAAACAAAACAUUUAAAUAGCUACCUUUCUACCAAUAGAAAGGGCGGGGGGCCACAGGAAGGAAACAAGGUCGAAAGGGGGCCUCAGUCAAAAGGAAGAAGGUUGGGAAACACUGGUCUAUAAUAAUCCAAGAAAUGUUCUAUUUGCUCUUCAGAGUUGGGAGCCCUCAUGUUCUGGCAGCUUGAAUGAUCAAAUAAUUUUGUCUCUGCUUAGCAGCUGAAGGGUAUUUCUGAGCUGCUGAGUCUGCUAAAAGAGAAUGCUCCAGCACUAUAUUCAGCAGGGAGGAAAUGCGACAUACGCUGGUAGUAUGCCCAUGUGGUCAAGGGCUCCUUCUAUUCAUCUCUUGUUAUCCAUCCUACAGCAUGAAGUUUCUUGUUCCAUUUGAGAUGUUCUCCAAACCUUUCUGUGUGUUUCCCUUAUUCCCGAAGAUACCAAAUUUUACUUUCUAAUUGGACCUUCAUGGGUUAACUUUUGGUGCUGGAGUUGGGCUAGGGAACCUGAAUUCCAAUUGUCCUUGUUCGUGGACCUCACUGUGUUACCUGACUUCACACACCGACACACUGGGUCACACUCUCAGCCUAAUGUAUCUCAGAUGGUUGUUGUGUAAGGAUAAGAGAGAGAAAAAUAGAGUAACCCCUAUGCACAGUGCCCUUAGCUCAAAUAAUGAAAAAAUAUGGGGUGAGAACAUUAAAGAUCUUUUAGUCUUCUUGGGUUAUUGGUGGAUAUGCAAUAUCUGUGGUCUUGCUAUUUCUGCUUUGUAUUCCAUUGCUGGCUGUUAAUUGGAAUAUGUAACACUGAUCAGCGCCUCAAGUGUUUUUAAUAGAAAUGAGUAAUUGCUGUGGUACCUUUUUUGGUUCAUUUUAAAGCUGAUUAGUUUACUGCCAUGACAGGAACCUUCAGGUUUCAUUAGAUGUUUUAACAGACCGGGUGGAUAAAUGUUAAAACCAGUCUUUUCCCAACUUGUUUUGUAUGACCAUGGUGGCUGGGGUUGAUGGGAUUUGUAGUAAAAAAUGACUAGAAGGCACUGAGUUGGGGGAGACUGGUCCAGAGCAUGAGGACUCAAUUCUGAAUCCAGCUUGGCCAACACCCUGUUUCACUCUUGUGGAAAGUCUAUAAACGGGAUCUGAGGGACUCAGGGCCUGGAAUUCACAUAUAAUUCUCAUGACUUUAACCAUUAAUGCACAUCCUCCAAUUCAUCUAACCGCCUUUUAAAAGUAAUAAUAAGUAAGUGGCAAUCAGCACAUUAUGUGGCUUCAAAUUUCAUAAAUGGGAGUGCUUUGUGAGGAAGUGUUUUCUUUUGUUUGUCCUGAAUCUCUGCCCAUCAGUUUCAUUGGAUGAGCCUGUGUUCAAGUAGUAAUGAGAGGUGGAAAAAGGUGUCUUUCUCUACACCAUGCACAAUUUCUUAAACCUCUCUGAUGCCCAACCUCCGAUGCCUUUUUUUCUAAACUGGGGCUGGGAGGAGGGAAGGACCCCUUUUUUUAGCCACGUUUUCUUAUGAAGAAGCUUCUGGGGCCCACAUGCCAGUGACAAGCUGCUCAAGAAACAAAAAGUAGGUGAAGUAAUGUGACUCUUACCUUUGUACAGUAUAGUCAUUGAGAAGCAUACAGCAUAUAUGAACUCUGUAUGUGACCAAGCUGAUGAUGGAGGAAUGAUUUAGUCUUUGAAUCAGACAAAGGUUCCAUAAUCCCAGUUCAAGCCAUAGAGAGUCUGAAAUGCUUUUCCAUUUUAUAUAUACAGUGGUACCUCGGGAUGCGAACGGGAUCCGUUCUGGAGCCCCGUUCACAUCCUGAAUAGAACCCGAGACGCGAGGGCAUGUGUGCUGGUUGCGUUUUGCCACUUCCACGCAUGCAUGUGACAUCAUUUUGAGCUUCUGUGCAUGCCCAAGUGGCGAAACCCAGAAGUAACAUGCUCUGUUACUUCUGGGUUGCCGCGGAGCGCAGCCCGAAAGCACUCAACCUGAAGCACAUUCAACCCGAGGUAUGACUGUAUGUUCCUAUUAAUAUCCAACUUACAGAUGGAACCUGCUCUUUCACAGCACAGGGAUGAAUGAAAAUAGGUUCUAUGAGGAUUAAUUCCCCAACAGAACCCCUAAAUUAGUCUUUACUGGAAAGAUAACCAUAUCUUUCCUAAUGUUAUGGUACUGUUAAACUUGAUCCUCAUUUUGGUAAAGAAUGAAUGCAAAGUGCAGUUCCCUUGAAGAAAUGAGGUGCUUUGUAGCAUUAGCAAGUUGCAUCUCACUUUAAAGUGAGCCUCGGCCGUCUUGCAUGUUCUCAGAUGCAUUAUAAAUCUAAUAUAUGGUGUUCAUUAUAGCUGUGUUAAGGCCUUUAUAAACAUUUUGAUUUUAUGUUGGAAUUUUAACUGCAGGGUGUUUAGUCAGUUCAAGAUGCUUUGCAUGAGAGCAUUUCUUCAAACAGGAAAGCUGUCCCUUUUAAUUUUGCUAAGUAGUAGUGUCAGAGCUGAGCUGGUUUUGCUGCUUGGACUUUUUUGCCCCAUUUGUCGCCAGUUGAAUAGUUGGAUAGAACUUAGCACAGUGGAUGUAGUUGGCAAAAGAACUGGUUACAAGAAAGGAGUUUCCAACUAAACAUCAGGAAGAACUCUCUGACAGUAAGAGCUGUUUGACAGUGGAGUGGACUUCCUUGGGAGGUUGUGGACUCGCCUUUGGAACAUUUUAAGCAGAGGUUGGAAGGCCAUCUGGUAUGGAUGCUUUAGCUGAGAUUCCUGAACAAAGGGGUCCCUUCCGUUCAGCAUUCUGCUGGUUUCUCCCAACUUCCAUUUUUCCUCACCGUGCUUGUGUAGAGAAGUGCAAGCUGGGGCCUUGCUUGUGUUUCUGUCUUCCUCUUUCGCCCUAUUACUGGAGCACUUGCAGGAGAAGCUUGAUUUGGCACUGUUUUGUCUAAUACCAAGUUCAAGCUUUUCUAGAGUCACCUGCAGCACCCGAGUAGAAAGAGUCCAUUUCUUCCUCAACGUUAGAAAAACAGAUUUCCUUCCACCCACCCCUUCUUUUUUUAAAGAUAAAACAAAACUUAUUAGAAAUCUGUUAUUUAAAGACAUCGCUUUCUUUUACUAAAGGGUAAACAUCAAUUUUACUCUGAAUGCACCUGCCCCUGUGUAGUUUUGGGUGAUGACAGGAGGUUUCAUGAUACAAAUGUUUUCUGCAAUCCAAUAGAGUGGGCCCUAAUGGCAGGAAGAAUAGAGAUGUUGCCACAGAUCAGGCAUUCACAAAAUCAGACAUUCACAAAAACGUGGUCUUGAUGACCCUCCACUGCCUCUGCAUCGUGGGAGAGGUGUGAUCUUGUACCUAUCCUUACACUGAGCUUGGGAGACAUAGAUGCAAGGUCCCCAGGGCAAUUCCCCCCCCCCCCAAUUUCAAGAGGAGGAGGAAAACAGGGAAUUGCCAUGCUUGCCAAAGGAGUGGGGAAGAAGGAUGAGUAGUUGCAUAAUUCUCAGUGCUAUACAGCAGAUUUCAUAUUCUGCAGUUAAUUAAACCUUAGUCCUCGGGACUGAAUUCUGCAUUCUCUUGUUGUGUGAAUAAACCAGAUCUCCAUGCUCUAUUUAAAUCCCAAUAGCUGAGGUUUCUCCUGAAUUUUUUUGCAAACAACUAAUAAACUCUGAACAGGAGAGAUGUGUGAGGAAGGUGUAGAAGCUUGUGGUGUCUUGACACUGCAACCGUUUGCAAAGAUUGCACAUAAUCAAAUGUAACUGCAGUCAUGAAAACCAGAAACUUGUUUUCAGACUUAUCCUCAUUGAUUGAGCUUUGUAAUCAGUUAAAUGAAUACAGAGACUCUGAUAAUGGACUUUGCUGAGAGUGGCUAGCACAUUGCGCUGUGACAAAGCAUUAUGCACACAUUCAGCACUCUUGUAGCUGGCCUUGACACAGAAAUAUGCAACCUUUCCCCCCUGUUACUCUUGAGUUUUAGAAUUUAUUUAAAAUGUAUAAAAAGAACUUCCCAACAUGUAUUGGAAUUACCAGAAGACACCCUUGCCAUACCAUUCUAGUAUUUUUAACACCACUUCAAAGGAAAAAUCUGUCUCCCGUAGUUGCAAAAUAGACAUGAUAAGCUGAAAUUCAGGAAAAGCAUUUUAUUUAUUUCUGCUUAAAUCUGUUGCUUGCAGUGAUGCAUAGGAUGUUGUUUGGGAACUUGUUUACAAGGAUUGGUGAAUUGUAGCAAAUCAUGCAUACAUUUUUAGGCACAACUGAAUGAGUUAUGCCUAAUAAAUGCUACAGUUCUAUGCCCAUUUACUGUGGAGUAAGACCCGUCAGAAAGCAUUCAUAGGGCUCUCUUGCAUAUUCUCCUGGUUUCAGUUGAAGUUAAGCCUCAGCAAGUAGGUGCAAAUGGGAAUGUGGGUGCUCAAAGUACUGUAGUCAGAACCGUUUAGAUUAGAUGAAAGAUCAGGCAGUGUUCUUCCUUAAACCUUCUAAUAGAUUUCUUCUUUCCAUAGGUUCUAAAGGGCAGCUAAACCAUUGCAUAAGUUGAGCCACAUCUGGGCCAUGUCGUCUAUAUUACCGUUUACUCCACCUGUUGUGAAGAGACUGUUGGGAUGGAAGAAGUCUGCCACUGGUUCAGGAGGUGCUGGUGGGGGUGAGCAGAAUGGUCAGGAAGAAAAAUGGUGUGAGAAAGCAGUGAAAAGUUUGGUGAAGAAGCUCAAGAAGACAGGACAACUGGAUGAGCUUGAAAAAGCAAUCACCACUCAAAAUUGCAAUACAAAAUGUGUUACAAUACCAAGGUAAGAACUCUAUAGAUCAGAAACAAAUCAGUGCCAAAGCAAACAGCAAUUUAAGUCUUAAACUAAAUAAAAAGUCCUUCGGCAAGGUAUUUAAUGGUACAAAUACCUUUUUACAUGGGUUUACUUUCCUUAUUUUGCCUGUAUUUUAAGCUAACUACAUUUUCUUUUUAAGAAGUAGCUGGGAUAGUUAAAUUGUAUUACCUAGAUUUCUCGCUCUACCGAUAUAUGUAUUCCUAGAAAGACAUAUUAACUGACUCUUUCCUUGGUCAACACUUCAGUUCGCUAGCCAUGUGUAAAUGCCAUCCUACAGUUUUAUGCACUGGUCUUGCUUCAGCGGUAUAAAACUACGUUUUCAAGAUAUGAAUGGGUCUUAGUUUGUCUGUUUUGGUUCCAGAAUGUCUGCUUGUCUUCUGUUUGGAUUUCUGGAACAUCCUUCUAGUGCUCUCAGCAUAAGAAAGGAAAGCUUCAUGUAUGGUGAAGUGGAAAGUAUUCUUUGCAGCACAGGUAUCCACCAGGAUCGGAUUCCUUCAUGACUUCACACAUUUUAAAGUUACACUCACAGCAGUCGAAGGUCAUAAGUAUAACUAAGGUGCAAGCAUUGUUAGAAUGCAAAGUCCAUUAUAAAAGGCAGUUAUAGAAGCUGGUAGUAGAAAGAAAGUAGAAGAGAAGGAACUGUGUUAGCCCAGAUUGAGUAAAUUGGUAUACAAUUGUGUUUAGAGAGUUGUUCAUCUAUAUAUUUAUCAGGUAUUACUGAGGAAGAGGCACCGUUGAUUAUGCAAAGGAAUUGUUUCCUCUUUUAUAUUGCAAAUUAUUUAUGGCUGUUAAAAAAUGUAGGCAAGAUUAAUUCAUUGAUACGAUGUUAUUGGAUAUAUAAAAAUCUCUUUGGAAACAUUGUUGCCCUUUUUGUUAAAAGGUUAGAAAUAUAGAAACAAGUGGCAAGUAUUCUUCAUGGUUGAAAGGUAAAUGUGCAGGCAAUGACUGAUUUAUGCGUUUCCACUUGGUGUGUGAUUGCGCAUGUGCACACAACACUGAACCUGAAAAUGUUACUGAAAGAAUGGCACGCUUUACUCGGGCCCUACCAACACACGUGGGGUUCUGGAACAGAACCUACGCAAAAUGAGGAUCGCCUGUAUAUCAGAAGGUGUAUUCAUCUUCUAGUGACCCACUCAGGAUUUAAAUAGCACUUCAAGGGGUUCAGUAGGCACAGAUGCUCAUAAGACUGUUAAAUCCGGAUGCACAAUAUUUUGCAUUUUGAUGUGAUUUAUUACAACUGUUAUUUACUGGACAAAUUAUUUAAAUAAUAAUUUUAACCUUUAAAAUUUUAUAAAUAAGUGGAGUGGAUGAUACUGGAGUAUGGUAAAAUCAUGAUGAGUGACAUAGAAGUUAACUUUAAAACAUCCUAGUUCAUGGAAUUCCACGCCAUGGGAUGUUACGACAUCUUGCCAUAAGUAGCUUUUCAGUAGUAAUUAUUUAUGUUGGGCACAGGUUUGUUAGCCACUACAGGUGGUAAGUCAGAAGUAUGGCUUCCUUGAAGAGACACUAGCCUAGGCAUAGGCAACCUUGGCCCUCCAGAUGUUUUGGGACUACAACUCCCGUCAUCCCUAGCUAACAGGACCAGUGGUCAGGGAUGAUGGGAAUUGUAGUCCCAAAAACAUCUGGAGGGCCGAGGUUGCCUAUGCCUGGGCUAGACCUAUGACUAUCCCUAAUCAGUUCUUUUGUUCUAAAUGUAGACAAGUACAAUAAUAACCACCAACUCGGUUUUCAAAAGACUAAUAUAAUCCUGUAGGGUGGCAUGUUCUUCGAGCUUUCAUUUUUAUGUGGUCUCAAGACUCCCAGUUUAACAUAUGGGAGUGAUCUUGCUUUUUUAAAAUUAGAGUUGGCAAAGUCUCCAAAGUCCAUGGUGUAGAACAAACUGGAUUCAGUCCUUGGACCAUAUGUUUGACAGCUCUAUGCUUGAGAUCUUAGUCUAAUUCCUUUGCAAGCAAGUAACCCAAACAUCACAAAGUCAAUAAAGCUGCUGGCUCAUUAGCUUACUUCUAUAGAGUUUCUCUGUGUCACCUUCUUCCAUGUUUUGCCCUCCUGUUGACACUAGUGGAUCAUUUGGUAGCUGCAGUUGGAAAUUUAAUUAAUCUUACUCCUGGUUUUCCAUUUCUAAAUUUAAAAGACACAUUUAUGGGACAUAAUUAGCAAUCAGUCAUAUGGUUCACAUCAAGCCAUUUGCAGAACUUCAGUCUAACAUGGAAAACAAACCAAGGGUUUCAAACGUGGUCACAAACAAGUCAUAUGCUGUUGCUCAGUGAAGAUAAAACGCAAAGUUGCUUAUUUAUCUCCUGAAGGUUCAAGCUAUUUAUUGGAAAACUGUUUCCAGAGUUCUUGCAAAUUGUCCCCCCCCACUUUCAACUUAGACAGAAACCCCUAUCCAGAGCCUAUGAAGAACAGAAAAAAAGGUUUUAAAAUAACUGCAUUUAAAUUUAAAGGGGAAAUAUCAGAUAAUACAGGAUGCUUCAUCAACAAGCUCAGAUUCUGCCAAACUGUACUCUGAACUAUUUGCUUGAACUGACCAUCAUAGAGCCUAAUUAAAAUAACCUUGUCUUCAUAGCUGAGCCAGCUAAUCUUGUUUUUAAAAAACACACUUUAUUUAGAGUUCGACAAUAACAAAAAAACCUGCAAUAACUACUACAUUACAAUUGACCAUCUUUAACAAUAAUUGAGCCAGCUAAUCUUGAUUUUUAAUGAAUUAUAGAUGUACAAAACAAAUUAAACUAUAGCAAGAAAAUAAUAAAUUCAUAAUAUAUAACAGUCAAACGUAGUAACUAUAUAUAUAUAUAGAGAGAGAGAGAGAGAUUGUUAAUCUGGAUCUUAACAAUAUUUCACACCAGUAAGGCAGAUACUUGUUAUCAGCAUUAUAUUUUCAUAUAAAUAAUUGGUAUCCAGAGUUAUUCAAAUGAACAAAAGUUGUUAACUUAACCACUGAGGCUGUAUGCCACUAUAUCGUCUCCACUUAGUAGGUAUAAUUAUCUUUGUUGCUGUUAGGAGGUUUCUUACUAACUCCAGAUGUUCACAUCUUAUAACUCCUUUAAAAUGCCCAAGUAAAGUAUAUAAAAGGUUGGUAGUAUAGAGUAUCAAAUCAUCUUGUCUGAGCUACAGACUUCUUCCAGGUAUAGUGUUUGUACAACUCCAUGUGUGAAGGAAAAGGAAAAGCGAUGCAAGUUUCCACAGGUACUACUGACUUCUCAGUUUAUCUUCUUUUGAGGAGUGAUGUCAACUGCACAAAACCAUGUAGAAAUUUUCUUUUACGUUAACACCCUGCUGCAAAAAAAUAUUUUUUCAUUGUUCAUCUGAAAUUCCUGUAUUUUUGGCAAUCCUGUUUUGACUUAAUUUGAUUUCCUUUUAAUUUAUGUCUGGAUAUGUUUUUUCUGUUACAGUCUAGUCUAAAUUUGCUUUUAGAAAUGCAUUAAAUAUUUCCAAACUCUUAUCCCCAUUUCUUAACAAUUUUGCUUUGGCAUCUUCCACUGACCACUCCAAAUAAUCAGUGCAGGAAACUGAGAUAUGAAAGCUAGGAGCUAAAUAGCACCUUAAACCUAGGUGAUGAGUGCAACAAUGGAACGUCUAGGCGUGCCUUUUUAAUAAGAAUACAAAGCUGAAAAUGAAUGAACUGCAGCUAAAAUAUUAUGUUCAUUUUUCACAUGAUCCAGUCCUUCCCCUGCCCACCCCCCCAAUAUUCUUAAGAGGGUCUGUUCUCCAGUAUUCAGAGAGUAGCUGGAAGUGGGGAGGCAGAAAAAGGUCCUUCUAUCCUUCCACUCUACAGCUUUAAUCUGAAAUCUUAGGCACAGUCCUGCGCACAGAGCUCGGAAACUUCUUGCGCUAAUGAAAUUCCCUGUUGCAAAAUGUGCCUAGAACAAUGGGAGUUUUGACCACUGCAAAUAAUAAACUUUGAAUAAAUUUCAUAAAGUCUUGGGUGCAUUUGCACCAGAGUCGAAGGACAUUUCCCCUUCUCAUUUGUGAAUCAACUUGAUUCACGCUGUGUGUGUUUGUGUGUGCAGGUAUAAGUGCAGUUUCACAAAGAAAAGCAAGCUGUCUUGGCCUCUAGUGAUAGACUGGUAAACUGAAUGCUCUCUGCUUUCUCUUGUAAGUAAUUGCCUUAGAUUGCUGGAAAGCACACCUGUCCAGGAAAAGAGGUAUCCUAAGAUGUCCUGGCUGCUUUCCAGAGAGCCUCAGGCAUGACUCACCCAUUCAGAGUGACAGAUAUGGAAGGAAGUGAAGCCCCGCCCCCCCAUGAUUUCAAUGCUAAACCAAACCAUAACCAAAUGUGUGGGCUUUUGAAUAGGAGCUUGCGACUCUGGUCAUUUUUUGUUGCACUGCACUGAGCUAAAGCAUAGUUUGUCUUAGUGCAUUGUCAGAACUUGGUCAUGGACAAACUAUGGCACAGUGGCAAAAAGAACCACCAAAGAGCAACUUGGAGCCUCCACAUUUGUGCUAAAGUGGGUUAACGUAACCAAUGGAUUAAAUGUUGCAGCCCUAAAAGCAACUAAAAUGGUGUUAAAUUCUGAUAGCCACGAGCUUCUUUAUUUAGUAAGGUGAUAUUAGGUACUUUAUCACUUUAGGUGUGUAGUGUUAUGUUGGUACAUAAAAAUACCUUGUGUCUUUUUAUGAUAUACCAUAUCCAGGGAAAGCACCUCUAGUAACCACACAGGCUACUAGUUUGAGAAAUGAGGAAGUGGAUUACUGGGUCAGUAAGGCAUGAAAAUUGAAUGAAUGAAUGAAUGAAAGUGAAGGCUGAGUGCAGAACUACUCUUGACUCUUUAUCUGGCUAGUAAUUUACAGCAUGGAUAGUCACAAAAGGUGGGUCUCUCUAAUUACUUCAUGGUGUUCUGUUGCCCUUCAUUGUUCUUCUAUGCAUAAUUUGUUGUACUCCUCCUUGAUGCUUUAUAUGAGAGACAUUUGGAGUAGAGAUUUGACACUUCUUAUCCCUGAGUAGGCUAAGUUUGUAGUACCCCAUUUGAAGUAGGUGUUCGUUAAGCAGAGCAACAACCAGUAAUAGUUUAGUGUGCUGAACCACUAGAGAGCACCAGUGUGAUGUAGUGGGUAGAGUGUUGGAGUAGGAUUGGGGAGAUACAGGCUCAAACCGCCACUUGACCAUGAAGUUCACUGUGUGAGCUUGGGCCAGUCCUUAUCUCUUGACAUAACUUCACAGUGUCCUUGUGAUGAUAACACGGAGGGAGAAAAUGAUAGUUUGCUCCUUCAUUCUCUUUGGAGGAAAGGUGAGAUACAAAUGCAGUUGGCUUUAAUGCCCCCUUGGUAAUGGAUCUACCGUACUUUUCGCUCUAUAAGACGCACCCGACCAUAAGACACACCUAGUUUUAGAGGAGGAGAACAAGAAAAAAAAUAUUCUCUCCCUCUCUGCUCAGCGCCUCUCCAGCAAAGCAGGAGGAGAAACGGAAGGGGCUCCUGUUUCUCCUCCCGCUUUGCUGAAGGGGCGCUGAGCAGAGAGGGAAAGCUGCGCAGCGCCUCUCCAACGAAGCGAAGCCAGGAAAGCAAGAGGGAUCGGUGCGCAGCAAUCGCUCUUGCUCUCCUGGCAUCAGUGAAAGCUGCACAGUCUGCAUUCGCUCCAUAAGACGCACGCAACAUUUCCCCUUACUUUUUAGGAGGGAAAAAGUGUGUCUUAUAGAGCGAAAAACACUGUACUUUUAGGGACUGGUUAAUAUUCUGUUAACAUUUAAAUGUGUUUGUGGGAGUGGGGGUUAUUGGUUUGUUUUUGCUUUAUUAUGCAUUUUGCGUUCUCUUUUUUAUUUUUAUGUUGGGAACUGCCCUGUGAUCUUUGGAUGAAGGGUAGUAUACAAAUUUAAUAAAUAACAAUCUUAAUAGUUAAUCCCCCUUGCUCAUCUGGAACUAUUUCUGUAUGAGCUGACAUCCUGAAACUUCAUAUGAUGAAGUAGACUUUUGUCCAUUGGUGGACAGAAGGUGCCUUGUAACCUAAUCUUGGACUACUGGCCAAUUUUGGCUUAGUGAUGGCAUCCUUACAAAGAAUGCCUGGAUAGCUCAGUUGGUUAGAGUGUGGUGCUGAUAAUGCCAGGGUUGCAGGUUUAAUCCCCAUAUGACAACUACAUAUCCCUGCAUUGCAGAGGGUUGGACUAGAUGAUCCUCAGGAUCCCUUUCAAAUCUAUAAUUCUAUGAAUGCUGGACUAAGUGGGCUUAGGUCUGAUCGUGCAAAAGUAAUUACGGCUGAACAAGAGUGUUUACAGAAGGUCACUUACCAUAGAUGAGUUAUGUCUUAAUUAAUAAAUCCUGAGUAUGCACACUCAGGGUUGUAAAUGUAAAACACAUUGGUAGACUAUGAGAAUUCUAAUAAAGGAGACCACACAAGACUUCCAGUCUCGUUCUCGUUGUGGCUCAUUCUACAGUAAAUGUUAGUCUUGAAAUACCACAGGACCUGUUUGGGCUAAGAUAGGGAGGGAUGCAUACACUUCUGUUCCUAUCUUUUGUUUUAGGUCUGCAGUUUCCUGUGGAACACAGGUCUGGAAAUCUGUUUUUGCUGCUUCAGUGUACAGCAAGGAAAAAAGAUGCUUGCCUCUGCAAUCCCACAGCUGCUUCGCAUUUGCCACACCAAGUGGAGAAAAAUUGUGUGAGAAGGGUUAAGCACACAUCCUGCUUGUUCUUCCCCAUGCAAGUCUCCCUUGGUUUUCUGGGAAGUGAUGACUGAGGCUCCUAGAACAGUGAAUUCUUAGUUGGACCUAAAGUAAUGCUUACUACUUCCUGUUCUUCACCAGCAAGAAAGGAGGCUAGUUCUAACCAGGCAGUAGCAACUGACCAAACUUUAUCUGGUGGUUUCCGAGAGUUGCGUUGCAUAUCUGAAAGGAGGCAAAUGUGAAAAACUGUAGCGCACAAUCUGAUGCUCAUCACUGCAGCUUGUCAAAUUCUGCUUAAAAACAUCUUUCGUCUGCACAUCUUUCGUUGUGCACCUUAUUAUCACCUCUGUACACUCCCAAGAAACUUGCUAAGGAAAUCACUGUUGAAGGAUUUGCUUCGUGGCAGCUCUGUCAAUGCUUCAAGAGCAGUGAAUUUUAAAAGUAGUUUCCAUUUACUACAGGCUCUUGAGAACAGCUCCUUAUAAUUAGCAUUCUCAAAUUCAGAUGGCGCGCGUGGAAGGUCGUAAUGGUCCUUUGAUGUUUAAAGGAGUGCCCUCAUUUUUGCUCUUCUUCCUCCGAUGCUUAAACAUUUGCCACAGUUACUGCUCUGGGAGUUAACCCAUUCUGUCUAGUGACCCCAGAUAUAUAUAUGUAAUAGACCUUCCAGCUUUGCUUUCCAAGCGUUAUGGGUAGAACUGAAACAUGUGUCAUUCUCCAUUAUCAGGGCCUUUGUGUGCUCAUACUAGAAUCUGAAGCUUAGAAUCGCAACUGAAUUUGUGUUUCGUUUCCUGAGACAUUUCCCCCAAAGUUUUAUGGUAGAAGGAAACACUGCCUUUGACCGCUCAACUUUCGUCUUCCUCCCAACACAGUGGAGUCAGGAGAUUCUGGAAACCAUUUGAAGCAGAGAUAACUGGUUAUUAAAUUCUUACUCACAAAGAGUGCACAUAUAGGACCCUCCCAUAUUAGAUUACAUAUUUGGACCUGCCAUUGUAAGGAUGUACAUAUAAACAAGCCUUUCAAAAUCAGCCCACUCUCAGGGAAUAUGUAUUGUCUUUUCUAAAAUAGUAUUUCUGAUUCAGGGUACCAGCAUAAAUAGCCUUAUUAGAGCUUUUAGUAAAUACUUACAAAACACAAAUGUUUGGGCUAAGUUGUUGUUUUGGCAAUGAAUUUGUAUUACUUGAACUUUAAAUUUUCAGUUAGCCAGGUAGCGUCAGAAUAGCAAAAACAUAUAGUCAUUUAUGGCAUCCGGAACCUUUGUUAAGUUUUCUUUUAACUGGGUGAGGGGCUUUCUAAAAACAUAGCGAGUCAACAGGAAGUUCUGGUCAACCUUAGCAGGUACUAAUUUCCAAAACCAUUCCUCUAAAACUGUGCGUGCCAAACGAAAAGCUGCUUUGGGAGCUUCUUCCAAAGGGAGAAAAUGGUCUUUUGGGCUUGAGACACUUCAGAGACUGUUUUUCAGAAGUGUCCUUGUGGUCUGCGUACGAAACUUUCCCAGAAAGUUAACUUAAUGAAAUACAGAAAAUGAGUGAAAUGCAGGAAUAAAGCGCAACAGCCUCAUUUUAUUUCCAGAGGGCUUCAAUGAGGUUGGAGUCAAGUGCUAUGCUUAAAUAUUUACUUUUCUUACAUCUAUAUUAUUCCUUUCUUUUGUCACGGAACCAGUCCAUAUCCAGACACUAACUAAAUGCAGAAUUGCUUAGCUUCAACAAAUUGGUUUUUUCAUGGGCCUUCAGCCCACACCCUGGGACUGCAAGGGUGUAGAUUAGGCAUGUGAGCAACAGACAAAAGCACACACACACUCCGGACUGUUUUGUGGGACCUCCUUGGAAUCUGGUGAAUUGAACAUCUAUAGGUCCUAGUGAUAGCAGCUAAAAUAUGAUUUUCUAAAUUUUAAAAGGUCAUUUGUGGCUGCUGUCAAUACUAGGGUGAGCCGGUGCCAUCUAGAAUUCAACCAUAAUUUAGGAAUUGAGGGGCGGCAGCUGCUGCUUGGGUUACUUGGCUGUAUGAAUUUUCCCUUCUUGCCUCUUUUAACAGGUUCUUCAUUGGAGUUUAACACCCCUUUUUAUUCAGUUUGUGAAUGGUAUAUGCAUUGCACCAAGAAGCACUUGGUGGGAAUAUGCAAUCAUCUGUGGCCAAGUCCUGGUUCCUCAACUAUGGUUAAUUGUUCUGAACCACUUAGGAUAUCUUUAAUUUGCGGUAAACGAGUGUUGAUCAGGGUUAUUUAUAUCUGUUGAACACAUGCAGAAAACCUCAUAUGAAACAUCCAUAACACUUGUGCGAAUACAAUUGAUGAGCAGGAGCAGUUUACAGUUGAUAGAUCGUUGCUGCAAAACCUUCAUAGGUUGAGUACUGAGUUAUCUUUUCACAUGCAGUGGCGGCUGGAAGAAAAACCAUGCGUGGGAAUUGGCUCUGUUUCCAGCUAAUUGAAGUCUCUCUAAGAAAAAAAUAUAUAUUUCCAGCAGUCUGAGCCAUCGGGGUGUGAUGGGAAGUAAGACCAGAAAUGGACUUGAUGUUUUCAAGAAAUGUUUUUUUUUUUUUGAAGACUACAAAUAACCACUUGCUGGUCAGAAUCACAUCAGGAAUUCCAAUCAGGAAAGAAUUGUGGAAGUUUUUCAUUCUUCUUCAUUUCAGCUACAGAAGACUGACUCUAGCAAAUCGGGCUAGUGUUAUAUAGCACACAUACAUUUGGGCUUGGAACCAUGAUACCCAAAGGACCACCUUUUUUUCAUAAAUCUCUACCUGACCUCCAACAUCUGCAGAGCCACUGCUCCAAGUUCUUCCUUAUUCUGAAGUGCAGAAAGCUACAGAGAAGGCUUUCUCAGCAGUGCCCUCCCACCUCUCAGUUUUGGAACACACUCCUUAGAAAGGCUUGCCUGGCUUAAUGUCUUUUUGGUGCUAGACAAGUCCUUUUAUUCACUAAAGGUUUUUAGUGUUUUAAUUGGUUAUUUAUUUAUUUAGCAAAAGGCAGCUUGAUGGUUAAAACAAACCCUCUAAUUUACAAAAAAGUCACUUUAAUAUAGUGCUAGCAUCUUUUAUUGAUAUUGAGUAUCUGCUGUCAAGAUUGCUGUGUUUUAUGACAGCGAAGAGGUGUGUUAAGUCCCCUGCGUUGUGGUUCUGGUGGAUUUCAGUGCUGUGCCAUAAUUAUGUUUUAUGACUGUGUAUCCAUUUAAACUGUGUCACCCAGAGAACCCCCAGUUAAGGGGUGACUCAAAUAUAUUCAAAGAGGUUAUUUAUUCAUUGUACUUGGAAAGUGAAUUGAGGAAAUCAAAAAAGGGAUGUGUUGAUCAGUCACUGUUGGGUAACCGCCAGAGUGAAGGAAAUUCUAAGCAAACGAAGUUUAUACCACUAAGCAUGUAAAUUGGCUUCCUUCUUUUGACUUGUGACAUUUGGCCAUCCAGAAAUAGGGCAUUAUUGCCAGAGGUGCAUAACUGAGAACUCUUCCAGUAGGUGGAAAGCAAAGUGCAGCGGCUGGUUCCUGAAGAAUACCAAACGGUAUAGAAUAAAUAAGACAGUGAUAUUCCAUGUAGGCAUUCUGUCACUGGUAUAAAUCAGGUUUGUUGUAAUAUUGCACCCAUAUUGAUGACGUUGGUUGCUGGGACAUCCAUUAAAUCUUUGUCUUUUCUGAAAUGACUGCCAUCUUCGUUUGGCAACUUAAAGGUUUUUUGAGUUAAUAAAUGGCAUUUCUUGUACCUUAAGUUGAGCUGUUUGAACUUCUCCUGUUGGAUUUCAGCCUGCAUAAAUGUGUGCUUUGCAACAGCAUAACAUUGGACGUAUCCUUUUUCUUAUAUGGCACUGAAGAAAAUGGGAGAGGAUUGUCAUAAGGCCUUUCCACUACACAGAAAAAAAAAGCCUGCACAUUCAAGCUAGUAAUAGAUCUACAUUGCUUUUGUGGUUCCUGAUGGCUGUGUUAACAACUUGUGGAAAUCUACCAUCAUACUGACACGGCUUAGUCUGUGACUUUUCAUAUGCUUGCAAAUAUACUCCCUAAAGCUAGAAGAUACUAUUGUGUACUGCCACGUUGAGGAGGUUUUGCCUGUUUUAAGGUAUAUUCAAAGUAUGCUGUUUGCUUAAACCCAGCGAACUUGUUCACCUUUUUGGAAACAUCAUUUUACCUUGAAUCACAUGUUCCAUUUUAUUGGCCUUCUUCAUAUAGAAUAUACAGCGUUUGAGGCUUAAGAAAAGCUGCAUCUUCUAUGUGAGAGGAAGCUUUCUGUACAUUCCCCCCAUGUCUUUACAUCAUGGUAGUUUGAAUAACCAUGCUUCCAUAUUCACAUCAACUUUUUUGUUUUUGUUUUUUUUCAAUUUUAUACACAGCACUUGCUCUGAAAUUUGGGGACUGAGUACACCAAACACGAUAGAUCAGUGGGAUACCACAGGCCUAUACAGCUUCUCUGAACAAACCAGGUGAAUAUUCUGCCCUGUGUCUCAUUGUAGAGAUCUUGUGGGAGGGUUGGCUUUCAAGGGUCUUGUCUAGUGGAAAUGCUUCCUAGUCAGCAAAGCAUUUUUUUUUUAAAAAAACUGAUUUUGCCUUAAGUGUUCUCAGCUGAUGUUUUAACCAAUGAAAUUCUAAUUUUGGAAAAGAAAAAAAACCCUCUAUCCACAUCAGUGCCGUUCUGAAAAGGGGAAAACUUGGGGUGGGGUGGGGGAUGCAACCAUAUGGUCUGUACUUGUUUAAUAAGAAUUGGGGGCAAGUGUGUGUGUGUUUAAAACAGAUUGCACACUGGGGGGGUUUUUUGGCGGGGCGUGGGGUUAGCUGAUCAGGUAUGUGCAUUCAGAGACUUAUGGAAGGUGUGGGACACAACUUGGGGAGUGAGCAGCUUGUUUAGGUUUUUGAUGGUUUUUUUUCCAUGUCACCCUUACUCGCAUUGUGUACUGAGGUUUGUCUUUCCCAUCCCAUGAGUCAUAAACCAUCUGCAUUUGUGUAGGCCUAGGCAGUCCAUCUUAAAACUAGCAAACCUUUUCAACUGGUAGCAGCAAGGGGUGCGAGGAACCGACCGUGAAACCACAAGCAAGCCCAGUGUAUGCCGAACGCAAGCUUCAGGUUGGGAAGUGAUGUGGAUUGCUUGGAGAUCUGACUGCUGUAACCUUACGCGCAAUCUUGUAUGACAGAGAUGUGCUUAAAGCAAGGAGCAGCGUCAACUAAAGUGUAGCAUAGUAUUCACGGUGAGCAGGCUUAGGUGUAAUGUCCUGUUUGCUUAGAUGUGCAGUUGUUGUCACCAGCGCACCCUGUCACCCAGGGACUCCUUGAUUUCAAGUGCCAAUAAUAGUAGUGUAUGCUUUAACGAUAACACUACCUCUUACCUGAGAACAUCAUAAAUGUCUUUUGUUGGCUCUCUGGUUUAAAGGGGUGGCGGCAAUGAGAGGUGCCUAAUGAUACAGAAUAUCUUGGCUUAUAUGUGCUUCCUGAGAACUUCCCUAAAUGUUCUGGAAUACUUUUCCUCCCUCUAGGUCUCUUGAUGGCCGCCUGCAAGUAUCCCACCGUAAAGGAUUGCCACAUGUUAUUUACUGCCGUUUGUGGCGCUGGCCUGACCUUCACAGUCACCAUGAACUUAAGGCAAUUGAAAACUGUGAAUAUGCUUUUAAUCUUAAAAAGGACGAAGUAUGCGUAAACCCUUACCAUUACCAGAGAGUGGAGACUCCAGGUAGGAAGAUGGCAAGCUGCUCUUGGCGUAUCGGUGUCUGCUGCCCUGGCUUCUUUUGCUAAGAAUCUUACUAACAGUGUGUGCAAAGCUGAAGUGAGAGGAGUCCAUGUUAUUGUUUUGGAAUUCCAAGAGCUUGAGUGAGAGCUAAUCCAAAAUUUAAUCGGACAAUGGUGCUUAAAUGUUGAAAGCCAUUGUUGUUGUAUUGAAUGCAUGUGUUUGGCGCCUCCCAGGAUAGUUUGGAAUUGCAAAAUGUUAACAAAAAUGCUUGCAGCUAGGGCAGCAGAGCGUCUCUUUCAAAACUAUUUGUUCUCAGUUGCAGAGACUCGGAGCAAAACACAGUACUUUUUAACAUAAGUUCAAUAAAUGCACAUACAGCUUAAAGGCUCCCCCACCUACUUUUUUAGUCAUAGCCACUAAGCUGACUUGUAAUCUCAGCCUUUUUUUCGUAUCUGGGGAGUGGACUCCAUAGGUGAGCAGCUACUAGCUGGAGUGUGUCUCCCUUGAGGCUUCCACCAGUAAAAGUUCAAGCAUCAGUAGCAAAAAGAGCUGCAUGCAUUUAAUUUUUUUACUGGCAUUUGUACAGGGAGCUUAGAAUGUUGCGUCUCCACUCCUGCUUUAUCUUCACAACCGAGCCGUAUGCUGGGAAACAAUGUCUGGCUCAAGGCAGCCCAGUGACCUUUGUUGCUGAGUUGGGAUUUGCACCCUGGUUGUCCUAGUUGGAUUUAUGUUCUCUAGCAGAAUGUUGGACAAAGCUGAGAAAACCAGGGUUGACUGUAAAACUCAUUGGUUGGCCUUGGGCCAGCCUCUGUCUUCCAGCCUUAAACCUACUUCACAAAGUGGUUAGGACUAAAAACAGGGAAUGCCCAUGAUAUCCAAAACUCCAUGGAGGAAGGGGAAAUAAAUGUGACUGCCCGUCUUAAACUUUUCUGCUUGAGAAAGCACCUAGGGAAGGGAGAGCCAAGAGACGAAGGCUGAGCCAAAGACCCUGUUGUGGGUGGGGUUGCAUUCUCUCUGAAAUGUCAGGUUCAUAGUUUGGGGGGUGGCUUCACAUUCGUUGUUGACUAGUAGUGUCUUUUAUCAACUUAGGGUCGCAGCUAGCAAUCAGCCUAUCUAGAUACAGUGCAGCUUAAAUGCAGUCUGGAAAGCUUGAGUCUCCUCUGUCUUGGGCUACAUUUUGAAGACUGGAAGUUUCAGCUGGUGCAGAAUGCAGUGGCUUGGAGGUCACCCCCAAGGAGCUUCCUGAAUGUAUAGGGGAUUUGAACCCAGGUCUUUUUUUAUUUAAGGAAAUGGCUUUUUGCAGCCCUUUCCCACCUGGCGUGGAAGGAUGGGGCCCUGAUUGACUCCAGCUACAAAAACUGAGGCUGCUGAACAGCCUUUUGGGUUGGGGUAUUGUUUGCUGGGGGUGGGGCAGGUUGUUUCUCUUUUUGAUACUAAUUUUUUGUACCCUUAUUUUAGAGCUUACCACAAUUUAUGUCAAAAGUGUUUAAUUUGGUUGUGAUUUUUUUUUGUUUAUUGUUUAUGACUGCUUUUGUUAUCUUUGUAAUUAUGUGUUUUUUCAUGUUGUAAACCACCUUGAGCAUGGUUUUAACUAUGUUUUGUUUUCAAAAGUUGCUCAUAAAAUUUAUUGAAUUAAAAUGAAUUAAAAAAAUCAAUACAUCCUGCUUGAUUCCAGGGGAGGUAUCACUUGGCACGUUGUCCAUACUGGAAACUUGUGGCCUCUCUCCUACCUAAUAUUUAUCGUUGUCUUUUUUUCUUGAAACAAAACUGAUUAUCUGGUCAUUAUAACUGAUUGAAAUUGAUAUUACCUAACACACUGAGGCUGCAAUCCUGUGCAUGCUUACCUUUCAGUAAGACCUAUUUACCCAAGUCAGUAGCUGUGCAAUUCUGUGGUUAGUCCCAAAGUGGGAGUUCAUUUCCAAGUAAACAUCCAUAGAGCUGCACUGUUAGUCCCACAGAUAGGAUUGAUGCAACUUAGUGUCUGCACUAAUCUAGCAAAACUAUAGCAAAUCUAGGCAGUCUCUUAACAUUUUUUGGGAAUUUGUUUCUCCUCCCCCAGUUCUGCCUCCUGUCCUCGUACCACGGCAUACAGAGAUUCUGACUGAACUUCCACAACUCGAUGACUAUACUCAUUCCAUUCCCGAAAACACUAACUUUCCAGCAGGAAUUGAACCACAGAGCAAUUACAUACCAGGUAUUUAUGUGAAAGCAAAUGGCGCAACGAGUGGCCUCCUGCCAUCUGAAGGACUAAUUUCAAGUACAACAACCAAAGAAAAAGCAAAUAAUGCAGGGAGGAGGGUAGGGCACCCCAGGAUUUGAGUUUCUUUGCAGCAGCUGUGCUGGUGGUAGCUUCUCUGACCCUUUAGAAGCCUGUUCAGCUUUCAACAGAAUCUUUUAUCAGGAUUGAUAGCCCGCCCAACUCACAAUUGAGUUUGGUAUCAGUGGAUUGUUGGGAAUGGACUUGACAUUUGAUCAUCUGCUAACAUCCUGGAUUUUGGAUAAGAGGCACAGUCAACUCAGGCUUCUAGUAAAUUUUAAUGUGUAGGCAGUAAACAUGUACUAAAUUCUGCUUCCUUGUUCUGUUCUUCAAAGCCUAAUUCAAGGUAGCUUUAUAGGUUCCAAUCUGUAUAGGCUGAGUCCAGGAUAUUUGAGAGUACUUCUUACAUAGAAGCCCUCUUGUCCUUUAAGUUCUGCAGAUUGACCCCUGCUCACUCUCUUGGCUAUGGGAUGUAAGAGACCUCUGGCCCAGAGACACAUCUCAAUCCUCUUCCUUAAGAUUUGUAAACCAAAGAAGUGUUGCAUCUUCUUUUUCCAGGCUUUAAUCCAUGUAACUUCUGAUGUGCCUCUAACCCUGUUUAGCCACAAUUUGUUCCCCUACAUCAGGGGUCAGCAAACUUUUUCAGCAGGGGGCCGGUUCACUGUCCCUCAGACCUUGUGGUGGGUGGGACUAUAUUUUGGGGAAAAAGAAUGAACGAAUUCCUAUGCCCCACAAAUAUCCCAGAGAUGCAUUUUAAAUAAAAGCACACAUUCUACUCAUGUAAAAACACCAGGCAGGCCCCACAAAUAACCCAGAGAUGCAUUUUAAAUAAAAGGACACAUUCCACUUAUGUAAAAGCAUGCUGAUUCCCGGACCAUCCGCAGGCUGGAUUUAGAAGGCAAUUGGGCCGGAUCUGGCCCCCGGGCCUUAGUUUGCCUACCCAUGCCCUACAUUGAUUUGGCUUUGUGAUUGUUCUAGUCUCUUAUAUUUUACAUAUAAGCCACCUGCAGUGUUGUGGCAGGCAGAUAGGAUCUACGCUAUUCAAACAGAUCCUGUAUGCUUUAGAUAUUAUUGGAUACACAUUGAUUCAUUUUUCUUAACAUCUUUUUUUUUAAAGCUAUGUAGGUUGUCAUAUACUUCAUGUUCUACAGUACCUGUUCCCAAGGGAGGAGGGAAGAUGAGGGGUGUUUUUGUUUUCUCCCUGGAAGUCUAGAGCCCAUUGGCAUGUCAGCUGGUAUUUGGCUUGCUUCGGACUGGUUAUAAUCUAGCCCUUUUUGUGGUGCACCCUGAUUGGCCUGUUUUUCAAUCAACUCUGCUAGAAAUCCAUCCAUCCAUCCACAGUGUAGGGGGCAUGUAGCCUAGAGAGCAGGGAAAAUGGCAGGUGGCUGGUGGGUUUUAUUCCUCCUUCCUCACAUAACAUAGUGAGAUCCCCUGCAACUUAUAAAAUAAAGGCAGUGUGCACUCUUUAAUUCUGCAAAUUUUGAAAGCUUUAAUGUGUGCAGUUUGUGCAUGACACUGAGAGAACCCUUUCAUUUAAUGGCUCAUUGAUUGUACUUUUGGUAGAAACACCACCACCCGGCUAUAUCAGUGAAGAUGGAGAAACCAGUGACCAGCAGUUGAACCAAAGCAUGGAUACAGGUAACGGUAUUAAUUCUUACAGAAGACUUUAAAUAUGUAAGGGGGCUUAACAAACCUCCCUUUGUACUGAUGAAGAUUUAUUAAAACAUUUCUGUGCCCCCCUUUCCACAGUUCAAGGUGGCUUACAUUAACAAAAUGGAAUCUAAUUGCGUCUCAGCAUGGGGUUCAGCCUUAAUUCAGGCUGACGGGCAGUGCACUCCUUGGAAUAUGACUCCACUUCCAAUUGUAUCAGCUGAUAGGUACAUUUCGCACUAGCUGCAGCUUCCAAGUUGCCUUCAUGGGUUGUCUUGAGUUGUGCCCCUUGUAGUAGUUCAUUGAGGUUACAAAAGCAUGAAUCCGUGUCUCAAGAUCCCUUUCUCCCUAAAGGUGUGAAGCUUUUGCAGUAACUGUGGUUGGUAAAGGAGGUUUACCACACCGCACUGCCUCUUUUCAGCCCCAAGAUAUGCUUGAAGGCAGGAAGUGGGAUCAAUGUAACAUGUGCAAGCUACCUUUGUCUCCCUCCUUACUAUAGAACCAGUAGCUCUAUUAAGAAAGGAAGGGAGUGAGGCAGCUGCACACCUCUUCAAAGCAGGAAAGAGGCAGGUCUUGGGGCCCAGCUCCGAUAUAAAAAACCCCCGUUGUUACAAGUACAAACUAGAAACAAGCCUGGCUUUUGAUACCCCAAUUUGUUAACAGGCUGUAGUUUGAGUGAACUCCACUUUGCCAAGUUUGGAUGCAGCAAAAAAGAAGGGCUAUCCGUUUUAAACUGUGAACUAGCCCUAGUCCAACAAGCAGUUGUUGUGUCUAAACCAGACCUUUAGUUUCUGCAAGUGGCCAAGCAACCAUUUGAGUUUAGUCCAAAUCCUCUGACUACUGUACUCUGCCUAAGUUAUUUCAUAUAAGCAAGGGGCAACAUGGCCUUCAGUGUCCAGGGUCAAAACGGGGACGCUGUGGUUGGUGAGAGGUUGAAGUGUUGUGGAGAUAAAUGUCUGCAAAGAUACUCUGCGCUGAAUGUGGGUCAUUGCUUGGGAAGUCUUGAAUUGUGUCAAGAGGCAUGAAUUGUAUUGUGUGCAGAUCAAAGAGCAGUGCUUGUCGUAGGACUAACCUUGCAAAGUUUUGUCUUUUUCUUUGCGGAGCAAUUAUGUAGUGGCGAAAGCACAGGUUAUCAGCUUGUUUGAUGGUGUUAUGUGUAUGGGGUUUUUUGUGUGUGUCCGUCCCCCCACCCUGAUCCCAUAACCUUGGGUUUUUGUUUUGUUUUGCUACUCCUGAUAGGGGUAGGCUUAAGUAGUAAGCCAACCGAAGUUAGCCGAGGAAACGGUUCAGUUUCUGCUCGCCUUCAGUUAUGGCAAAUGCUCCGUCCCAGGCUGCAAACAUGGGUAUUUCUCAGUCUUUGUAAUACAGGGACAAUAUUUGCUGUGCAUAUGGCACGAGGUUACUGGCAUUUGUUAAGUUAGAGAAAAGCUUGCCUUUGGCUCACUUUCCAAAAUAUACUUUUGCUGAACAGUAGCAAUAUUGUAGCAUAUUCAGAGUAAAUCUAACAUGGGAUUGUGCUAGUGAAAACGGGUCCCAGGACCUCAAAACUGCUGCUGGCACAGCCUCCAAAUGUGAUUACUAAAGUGAAUUUUUGUUGUGAACUAACUUUUUUUGUAUUAAUUCCUCAGGAUCUCCAGCAGAGCUGUCUCCCAGUACACUCUCUCCUGUCAAUCACAGCCUGGGUAAGUUAUAAACACUUCUCUAUAAUAAAUGAGGUAAAUGUGCUUGCAUUUGGUUGAUUAUAUUAGAAUCCAUUGCAGGUGGAAUUAAAUUGCAGAGUAUGGGGAGAAGUGGUUUAUUGGGGUGCGGGGAUUAGCAGGGACAGUCUCUUUUUAAUUUUAUUUUAAGCACCUCUCCUGUGUCAUGUUUCAAGUAUGGGCACCCAAGGUUUAAUUGCUGUCUUGUGUGUUUUAAUCAAGGUGUAUUCUAUGCUUGAACAAUGUUGUGCAGGUGGCUUUUUUGGUAACCUGCUGAGUAGACACACUGGGUAAUGUGCUGUUCAUAAAUAAGCAGUAUGUGGAAUAUCUUCUGGACACAUACUUGCAGGCUAAAGUAACUACAAUAUUCAAAGCAUUGGAAUAGUGCUUUUUUCGUGUUGUAGCUGUUUUGUACUCUUCCUCGGCAGUCCUUUGAAAAGUCCUCCAAGGUAGAUUUGUAAUGUCAGCUAAAUCCUAUAUGGGAAAGCUGAGGCUUAGAGGGCCUUUUCUGAUGGGGUGAUCAAGGUUGGGGGGAGAUUUGACCCAGGGCUUUUGUUGUUCAUGGCUUGGUUACUUGGCCACUCUACUACAUUGACCCCCACCCCCCACCCCCGCAAGUAAAAUCCCUUUCUGUAUGUCUGGGGUGUUAUUUUUUGAAAAAAGCAUAUUCUGUUACUUCAACCCUUGUGAGAGGUUACUGGACUGUGCAGUAGUCUGCCACUUUUUAAUCGAAAUAGUCAGGCAGACUAUUUGGCAUAAAUGGAAAGGGAAGAAUUGCCUGGUUUAUUUUUUUGUCCUAGUUGGCAGUGCGGAAUGGUUUGGGGAAGAGCAAAGAAAUAUUUGUUGGCAGUCGAUUUUGGCUGGUAGUUGGUCUGUUAUAGGGACAUACUUUGUGGUUACAGUUAUAUCAUAUUGUCCAGUAAGAGCUGUUUGUGAAGCAGACUCCCAUGAAAGGUAGUGCACUCUCCUUCCUUGGAGUUUUUAAAGCAGAGAUUGGAUGGCCAUCUGUCUUGGAUGCUUUAGUUGAGAUUCCUGCAUUGCAGGGGGUUGGACUAGAUGUCCCUUGGGGUCCCUGCAGUUCUAUGACCUAUGAUUAAGAUUGCCCUUAGAAUCUCUUGAAAACUAGACACUGCUGAACUGAUAUCUAGUUCAUUCAGCAUCUUCUAGUAAUAUUUUCUCUGAGGAUUAUUUCUCUGAGGAUUGACUCUGUGUUUUGGGCACCUUUAAACUUGAAUAUUGCUGUGUUAGGUUCCACAGUACAUAAUGUAAUUGCUUCCUUCUUUUGAUCAUGGGAAAUGUAGAGGUGGUUGACGGUAUGUCACGAAGCAUGUCUUGUAUAGUAUAAGGUGUUCUGGAUGUGGAGCAUUUGGACAAAUCAAGCAUUCCAGACAAGAACAUGCCUUUAAUUUUGUGUGUACGUGUGUGUACACACAGAGUGUGUUGAGACAACUUGGAGAGAACUAGAGGUUUUGGAGACUUGUAAAUUAGCAUUAAAAAUAUGUUAAGCUUGUUGGAUCUGUCGCACAAGAUGAAAGAGAGGAAAUGCAGAAUGCAGAGGUUUUGAAGAAAGUACCAUAUUUUUUGCUCUAUAAGACACACUUUUCCCCUCCUAAAAAGUAAGGGGAAAUGUAUGUGCACCUUAUGGAGCGAAUGCGGGCUUUGCUGGCUAAGCCAGAAGCUAGAACAGUGAGAGGGAGCGCUGCGCAGCGCUCCCUCUAGCUGUUCUAGCUUCUGGCUUAGCCACACAAAGCCUCCGCAGGGCAGCGGGGAGCCUUCAUCCCCUGCCCUGCGGAGGCUUCGCGUGGCUAUCUAUGGCUUUUGCGGAAGGUGGGGGAAGUGAGAGAGCCGCGCUCUGUCAAUUCCCCCACCUCCCACGAGAGCCGCAUGCACUUUAAAGGGAGCGUGGAUAUCCCUGGCUUUUGCGGGAGGUGGGGGAAGUGAGAGCUCGCGCGGCUCGUGAAAGGGAACGCUGAGCAGAGUCUGGGAUGCAUACAGGCUCAGCGCUCCCUUUAAAGAAUAUAUUUUUUCUUGCAUUCCCCCUCCAAAAACUAGGUGCACCUUAUGGUCAGGUGUGCCUUAUGGAGCGAAAAAUACGGUAUAUUAUGUCUUUUCCGCUCAAACAACAGUCAAUAAAAUGUUCAUUUAAGCCAGUGAAGGGAACUGCAUCAAACAUAAUGUGCAGCUAAGAAUUCUUUGAGAAGUCUAACAGAAGGGAAUAGCCUUGUUUAAGGAGCACAACUAGAGGAGGAUUUGGGGAGCAUAGCCUUGACUAGCUUCCUAUUGCCAAAUGAUAGUCCAGCAUUAAUACAUGUUAACCACAAGAAUUCUUCCUCUUUCCCUUCUAGACCUGCAGCCGGUUACCUACUCAGAGCCUGCUUUUUGGUGUUCUAUAGCAUAUUAUGAAUUAAAUCAGAGGGUGGGAGAAACCUUCCAUGCGUCACAGCCUUCACUUACUGUUGAUGGCUUUACGGAUCCAUCAAACUCUGAAAGAUUCUGCCUAGGCUUGCUCUCCAAUGUUAAUAGAAACGCCACUGUGGAGAUGACAAGAAGGCACAUAGGUAUGUACUUCUCGCCACGUAUUCCAGCGGCUCUCCUGCUUCCUCUAACCUUCUUCCCUUGAUCUGCUGAAAAAAACAGUUCCGUCCAUUGCAUUCUUCUUUUUAAAUUGAACAUCUUUUGUUAUUUCUUCAUUUAAGUAAUGGCAGCACAGCAGAUCAUUUGUACAGUAGCUGAACGGUAUAUUUAUAUCGCUGCAUCUUGGGACCCCUCAGAUUUGCUAGUGAUAUAUAUUAAAAUAUAUGAAGAAUGAGCAACAGGCAGUAAAACAAAACUAAGCAGCAGAGUAGCAGGUGCUUACUGGAAGAGCACAAGCAUCCAGAAAAUAUGUAACCGGCGCUUGGCUAAACAAGACCGUAUGCACUUGCCAGUAUGUUGGAUCUGGCAAAUUUUAGCUGCUUCUGUUCGUUUAAUGUUCUUUUUCUUUUUCUAGGGAGGGGAGUGCGCCUGUAUUACAUUGGCGGAGAGGUUUUUGCUGAGUGCCUAAGCGAUAGCGCAAUCUUUGUUCAGAGCCCCAAUUGUAAUCAGAGAUAUGGCUGGCAUCCUGCCACCGUGUGCAAAAUCCCGCCAGGUAAGAGGUGUAUAACCAGCAGAGAUCAGCCAUCAUUUCAGUGUAUUGAAAUGUAUUUAUUUGCCUUGCUGUGAUGCCUAAGGAAAAUAGUUGGGUAGGGGGAUUGAAUCAUUUAAAUGUGUGUAAUGUAGUGGUACCGAUCAUUCAUCCUUUUACCGUUUUUCCUUUUUUGUAGGCUGCAACCUAAAGAUCUUUAAUAACCAGGAAUUUGCUGCUCUUUUGGCUCAGUCUGUAAAUCAGGGCUUUGAAGCAGUGUAUCAACUAACCCGAAUGUGCACCAUAAGGAUGAGUUUUGUUAAAGGAUGGGGCGCUGAAUACAGGUACAGAGUGGCAUUCCUCUCCGUGUUUGUAGAACCAUCCUGCAGCCGGGAUGGUAAUGUAGGCCUGACGUUCCCUUUUACAAAUUAAGCAAAUUGGUAUCAUCGUCAUAUUGUCAUCUUCAGAUGAAGGGUGAAAUAGAAAUUUAAUAAAUAAAACCAUUGCCCUCAUUUUAUUUGUAUGCCACCUUUCCUAUAGUUAAAACCAUUCUGGUGAUAUAUCGCAGUGUUGAAAAGCAGAUAUCGCCCAGCCCCAAAUUGGUGACAGAACUUGCUAUUUGGGGGGGGGGGGUGUUGAGGCACUGGCUCUUUGCCCCUUGUGGUCUUAAAAGUGGCCAUGUAAGCUGAUUGUUGAGCAGGGACUCUAACCAGGGGUCAGCAAACUUUUUCAGCAGGGGGCCGGUCCACUGUUCCUCAGACCUUGUGGGGGGCUGGACUAUAUUUUUGGGGGGAGGGGGGAAAUGAACAAAUUUCUAUGCCCCACAAAUAACCCAGAGAUGCAUUUUAAAUAAAAGCACACAUUCUACUCAUGUAAAAACACACUGAUUCCCAGACCAUCCGCGGGCCGGAUAUAGAAUAGAAUAGAAUACCCCGCCCAUCUGGCUGGGUUUCUCCAUCUACUCUGGGUGGCUUCGAACAGAGUACAGUGGUACCUCGGGUUAAGUACUUAAUUCGUUCUGGAGGUCCGUUCUUAACCUGAAACUGUACUCAACCUGAAGCACCACUUUAGCUAAUGGGGCCUCCUGCUGCUGCUGUGCGAUUUCUGUUCUCAUCCUGAGGUAAAGUUCUUAACCUCUGAGGUACUAUUUCUGGGUUAGCGGGGUCUGUAACCUGAAGUGUGUGUAACCUGAAGCUUAUGUAACCCAAGGUACGACUGUAUUAAAAUACAGUGGUCUGUUAAAUAUUAAAAGCUUCCCUAAAGAGGUCUGCCUUCAGAUGUCUUCUAAAAGUCUGGCAGUUGUUCUUCUCUUUGACAUCUGGUGGGAGGGCGUUCCACAGGGCAGGUGCCACUACUGAGAAGGCCCUCUUGCCUGGUUUAGAAGGGGAUUGGGCCGGAUCCGAACCCCGGGCCUUAGUUUGCCUAAGCACUUGGCUUGUAUGCUGGCUUCACAGUGUUAUUUCAUCCCCCAACUCUUUCUCCCUUCCUCAGGCGGCAGACGGUAACAAGCACUCCCUGUUGGAUCGAGCUUCACCUGAACGGGCCUUUACAGUGGCUGGACAAAGUAUUGACUCAGAUGGGCUCUCCCUCAGUGCGCUGCUCCAGCAUGUCGUAAUGCUCCUCGUCUCCACUAGCGCGCUUGAAAUGCGAAGUCCAGGCAACAGACUUAAAUAUUAACAGCUCGUCUGUCGUAGUAACUCGUGUGUGGUCUCCAUGAACUGUUUCCUAUCCAAAAAGUUCAGAGAGAGAGAAAGAGACAGAAAAGCACUUGAGGGUCUCAUCAGUUUCUAAGCACCUUGUGGGUUUUGUUUCCUAUACUCUGAUGCUCUAGAUGAAAAGUUAGUGUAUAGAAACGCCUUCUGCCGAAGGAGGGAGGGACAUAUUAAAUACUUUAAUGGUGUUUUUUAUUGGGUAUAUAUAAAUUGAGUGUCCUAAAGGUUUACCAAUAACAUGAGUGGUUCAGUUAAUGUAUCAUGGGACCCCCCCCCCCCCAUUUUGACACCAUUCUGCUGUCCUGAGUUUAAAUUCCCAUUGAUAGAUGUGCGGAGCUCUUUGACAUAGGCAGCCAUCUCGUAAAAAAGCCCAAGUUCUUGCUUCUCUAUAUUUUUUUAUAUUUUUAUAUAUAAAUAUAUAUGCAGGCUUUCCGCUGCCCUAUAACAGACUUUAUGCAGAAAAUCUCCUCCCCCCCCCAACCUUUUCCAAGUGUACUAGCUGUCACCUUAAAAAAACCCCUCUUUGGAGCGGGAGCGAUUCUUGGGUUCCAUCUCUUGAAAUCUUGCGUGUUGAGUAUGCUUAGUGGGCCUGAAAUAGGCAGUGCCACGUUCAACCUUUCACUCCUUGCCCCCACGCCCACCUCCCCCGGGCCAAACCAUGCUUUAAAAAAUAGAUUAUUCCAUUGCCCACCUGAAGUAGUGGCAUCUGUUGCCGGCGAUGGGUGCUGCUGGCCCUGAGGUCCAGCUUGCACCUUAGUUUGAAAAUAUGGCGGGAGGUCAUUCCUGGGAGAUGCACCAACAGACCACUGCAGCUGUAACUGUGUGUGGUCUUCUGACUAGGGUUAAGAGAUCACAAGGAGGACUAUGCUUUCCUGCCUUCUCCUCCCUCCUGCCGUUAGCCAUGGUUAAUUACCAUGGAAUCAACAUUAAUAUGCUAAUGGUUUUUCACCUUGACCAUGGCUAACAAAUGCUACUGGGAUCAUGCUUAGCUGGGAUCAAGGAGGGAGCGGAGGGGUUCAGACCUGGGUGGAAGCGAGGAAUCUCUUAACUGCCGGCAUCAGCCCUUUGCCUGGAGUGUUGCAAUCUCUUAAAUGCUAGGUCUGCAGCGCAUGCGCGCAUGCAGCUGUUGCAAAAUAAGUUUUUUUGACUGAUAAUAAUCCACAUUUUUCUCCCAAGAAAGACUUGUUCACCACCUUCAGAUUGGUGAGUGUGCACUUUCAAAGCAGCACCCUUGUUUUUCAGAAGUGACAAGCGAGCAGCUGUAAGAUGUUGCUGGUCCUUUCGUGUCUCGAAACCCUUUAUGAGAACUUUCCCUUAUCCAGACAGCAGAGAUGAGUAUGUGACAUGCAGGAGUUGAACUCUAUCUCUUUACACUCAGCAGGGGUUUGUUUGUUUUUUAAAAAGGUUGCCAGGAUGCAACCCAGAGUCUCAUCUCCUUUGCUCUUAAAUCCAAUUCUAAAAUGCAGGAGACACAAACUCCAGCUCCUCUCCCUCCUAAGGUGUAGUGGGACUCCAGAUACGCCAGGCAACAGUUUUGGGGAGUGCAGAUUGAAAGGAACGGUUGAGAGCAGCCGCACCAUCAAUUAUCUCCUGCUUCACUGGUAGAUUUUUUUAAAAAUAAAAGUCUAAAUCAGAUUUAAUGUGGCUGCCCUACCAGUUUUCCCCUCUCUCCCACACAGUGAAAUGCAACUUCCACAAGGGUUUGAACAUAAAACUUAACAUUUCUUUGAAGGUUUACCGGGCUGGUCCGAACAAAAUUGUAUGGCUUUGCUUAAUGAGCAUCCAUUGCAGAAGGAGUGGAUCUUGCCGAAGUCACUGCUUCUGCAGACUCCCUAGGCUGGGUGUUGCGACCAGCCAUAAAAAGAGAAGAUUCCCUAGUACAUGUUAUUGAGAACCCUUGGACACUACAUCUGAACCUUGCUUUAAGAAAUAUUUUGAAUUAUAUUCUACAGAUAAGUCUGGGUUGGGUAAGGGUUGGGAAACUGUAUAGCAGGGUUAUUCUGACUUGAAAAGUAUACAUCUUACUAACAAUCUUGUGAUCUAGCCGUCUGUCAUUCUCAUGUUGUUGUGGCAGUAGCAGGAUUGCCUUUUUUUGUCUGUUUUCUUUCCUCCCCCCCCCCACGCCCCACCCCAAAUCGUUUAUUUGCACUAGUAUUGUACUUUGUAAGUACACCUAGUGACAACUUCAGCUUUGAGAACAAACGUGGCCAGUGUUAAGCUUUGCAAUCAGCUGACUGAACGGAGGAUAAAUGAUGGAUUUUUUUAUGCCUUAAGAGAUAGGGCAUAGGAGCAAUACCAAAUAUCGAGCCUGAGGGUGGGCAAUCAAAGUGGGUCAGACAAUUUUAAAAGAAUUGGCGAAGCCAUUACCAAUUUGUGUAGUUUUACCAGUAGCCUAAUGUAUUGGUAGAACUUGUGAACCUAAGAAAUAAGCUUUCAUGCGUGUUGCAUUUGCCUAAUAUGUGAAUACACUAAUAAAAAAAAUUUAAUUCUCACCAUGGCUUGUUUGAAUGGUUAAGCAGCAACAUCCCCUGCUUAGAGGACUGCUUCAUAUACUAUCUGUGAAUAUAACUGGUCCAGGAUCCAAAACACUGUGACUUGUUUUGCAUGCCUAAGGGAGUCUGAUUGAACUUGUGGAACAACAUCCCCAAGAGAUUGUAAAGCUCUCUUGAAACUGGAGACGGGGGUGGGAUUUGCAAUAUGGCAUGGUUUGAUGGGAGCAGGUCUGCCAUUCCAAAGCAGAAAAGCAUGUGAGGUUUAAAAAAUAAUAAUUGGGUAUGUCCAUGGUUGACAUUGUGGGCUUGGAAAUUUCAGCUCUUUUGGGCAUCUUUUGCUUCCUUGAGGGGACAAAAUGCUUUCAUUGUCUAGCAGGUGUGAAAGCACAAUGGUUUGUGUGUAUUGCUGGAGUGAUUUCCAGGAACUUGAUGCAUCAGUAUAGAAGACAUGGCUGCUGUCAGGCAGUAAUCACAAAACAUUUGUGGAAAGUGUCUUUCACAGCACUUAAGUUAAAGGAAAAACCAGUUUCUGACCCUCAGUGCCAUAAUAUCAAGUUUGAAAGCAAAGCUAGCCAAAUUGUCAUUUGUUGUGAAAAGUGGGGCAACUGUGGUUGGGCCUUUCUCAUUUCCUCAGGAUGCCUUUGUCCUACUCAGGCUACUCUCCUUCCCUUCCCUUCCCUUCCCUUCCCUUCCCUCCUUCCUUCCUUCCUUCCUCUUGCCGUCACAUUGCUCCUUGGCAAAAACGACAAAACCCUACAAAAUCUCAGCUGUUGGCACUUGAUCAGGCUAAAGGGCUUUACACUGUUGUGUUUAGUGGCAAUAACCUAUUAAAGUUGGUAAACAUUGUGAUCAUC